GGAAUCUAAAUAAAACUCCAUUUAAAUUACAGGUUGUAAUGCAACAAAAUAGGAAAAACACGAAGGGGGAUGAAUACUUUUGCAAGGCAUAAUACUGGCCAAAGUCCUUGCCUAUAGGCAGUGGCAGCAGGGGCUUCCUGGGAGGUGUCUUUCCUCAGAUGGGGCCUACAGGACAAAGAGUACACACACACACACAAUGGAGGCACAGUGGGGCAGAUCCAGGCUGCACCACAUACACACACUCAUACACACCCCUCCCACUGCAUGCAGAGAGAAGGAGAAGGGGGGGGUUACAGUCAAUCCCGCUGGGAGGGAGAGCAAGGGAGCAAGAGAGAGAGAGAGAGAAAAAGGCUGCAAGAUCCCCUGCUCUGAGCAUUGUGUACAGGCACGCUUACACGAAGUCUCAACUAUGCAGAGAUUGAGAGAGGAGAGGCCGUGUCCCACUUCAGAGAGGGCACAGGAAAUAGGACAGCCUCUGUACCACCAAUAGAGAGAGAGAGAGAAGGGAGAAGAAGAAAAAAGGAAAACCAGAGAGAGAGAGAGAAGGAAGAGCGAGUGAGAGCAUUGUAGCACUGAUUCUCCGCCCCUCACCUCAGAGUAGCAGCAGCAAGAAAGAGGGAGAGAAAGGGAGAAGGAGGAAGAGAGCCACAAGGAAAACAGAGAGAAAGAGCAAGUACUCUACAGUGGGAAAGGGGGUGCUUUGAGAAAGCUCUGCUCGAACACUCCUCCGGUCCUCCCUCUUUUCAUUUGCUCCGGCUCUUCCUCUCUCUCUCUCCGUCCAUCUGCCAAGCGUUGUUCGAUUGUUCCGGGGAAUUCUGACCAUGCCUGAUCUCAUCUGAUGCCGAGGCUGAAGGAGUCUCGCAGCCACGAGUCAUUGCUCAGCCCCGGUAGUGCUGUGGAGGCCGUGGACCUCAGCAUGGAGGAUGAGGUGCUCAUCAAACCUGUUCACAGCUCCAUCCUCGGACAGGACUACUGCUUCGAGGUCACCACUUCAACGGGAACGAAAUGUUUCUCCUGUCGAUCGUCAGCCGAAAGGGACAAGUGGAUGGAGAACCUGAGGAGAGCCGUCCACCCCAACAAGGACAACAGCAGACGGGUGGAGAACAUGCUGAAGCUGUGGAUCAUCGAAGCCAAGGACCUUCCUGCCAAGAAGAAGUACUUCUGCGAGCUGUGUCUGGACGACGCGCUGUACGCCCGCACCACCUGCAAGCUCAAGACCGACAACGUCUUCUGGGGCGAGCACUUUGAGUUCAACAACCUCCCGGCCGUCAAAAGCAUCACGGCCCACCUCUACAAGGACUCGGACAAGAAGAAGAAGAAAGACAAGAACAACUACAUUGGACUGGUCAACAUCCCUGUUGCCGCGGUGACGGGGAGGCAGUUUAUGGAAAAGUGGUACUCUGUGAACACGCCGACGCCCAAUAAGGGUAAGACGCCGGGGCCCAUGAUCCGGAUCAAGGCCUGCUACCAGAGCAUGAACAUCCUGCCUAUGGAGAUGUAUAAGGAGUUUGCAGAGUACACCACCAAUAACUACAUGUUGCUGUGCUCUGUGCUGGAGCCUGGCAUCAGUGUGAAGAACAAGGAGGAGAUGGCUUCUGCCCUGGUCCACAUUCUACAGAGCACCGGCAAGGCCAAGGACUUCCUGACUGACCUGAUGAUGUCAGAGGUGGACCGGUGUGGGGAGAACGAGCACCUGAUCUUCCGAGAGAACACCCUGGCCACUAAGGCUAUAGAGGAGUACCUCAAACUGGUGGGGCAGAAGUACCUGCAGGACGCACUUGGUGAGUUUAUCAAGGCGCUGUAUGAGUCAGAUGAGAACUGUGAGGUGGACCCGUCCAAGUGUUCGUCCAAUGACCUGCAGGAGCACCAGAGCAACCUGAAGAUGUGCUGCGAGCUGGCCUUCUGCAAGAUCAUCAACUCCUACUGUGUGUUUCCAAGGGAACUGAAGGAGGUGUUUGCGUCGUGGCGACAGGAGUGCAGUAGCCGGGGCCGACCGGACAUCAGCGAGCGGCUGAUCAGUGCGUCUCUGUUCCUGCGCUUCCUGUGCCCGGCCGUUAUGUCCCCGUCGCUCUUCAACCUGAUGCAGGAGUACCCUGACGACCGCACCGCACGCACACUCACGCUCAUCGCCAAGGUCACCCAGAACCUGGCCAACUUCACCAAGUUUGGCAGUAAGGAGGAGUACAUGUCCUUUAUGAACCAGUUCCUGGAACAUGAGUGGACCAACAUGCAGCGCUUCCUGCUGGAGAUCUCCAACCCGGAGACCAUCUCCAACACAGCAGGGUUCGAAGGUUACAUCGACCUGGGACGGGAGCUGUCCACCCUGCACAACCUGCUGUCAGAGGUCGUCUCUACCAUGGACCAGACCUCCGCCUCCAAACUGGGGCCUCUACCCAGGAUCCUCCGGGAGGUGAACACAGCGCUGACCAAUCCGUCCAGUAUGACCAUGACCAUGACCGCUCCGUCCCCCUCUGACCGUACAGGGUCUCCGCCCAACACCGGGGCAGGCUGCAGCAUCUCCACCGGCCUGCAGAAGAUGGUCAUCGACAAUGACCUCUCAGGGUUGGUGGACUUCACCAGGUUACCCUCCCCGACCCCGGAGAACAAGGACCUUUUCUUCGUCACCAGGAAUUCUGGGAUCCACCCCUCCCCGGCCCGCAGCUCUAGCUACUCUGAGUCCAAUGAACCCGAGCUGGGCAUAGCCAACGGCAGCAAAAGCCUUUCCAUGGUGGACCUCCAGGACCCCCGCAUCUUAGAGGGCGGCCCCUCAGACGGACUGGGAGAGGGCAUCGUUCCUGGGGGAGUGUGGUCGGCCCGGACCCCCCAGGGUAACAUCAUUGGAGGUCCUACACUGAGGAGGCCGGUCCAGACCCCCACCACCCCUGGGUCGGAGAGUGCCCCAGGCAGGUCGGCUCAGCUUCUGGCCCCCCUGUCCUUCCAGAACCCCGUCUACCAGAUGGCGGCAGGGCUGCCAGUGUCGCCGCGAGGCAUGGCCGACUCAGGCUCCGAGUGCCACAGCUCACACAGUUCCCAUAGCAACAAUGAGGACGGGCUGGGAGGAGGAGGGAAACACAACACCUUCCUGAACCACGGAGGAGGAGGUGGUGGUGGGGGGAGUAGCGGGGAGGAGUAUGCACGUCGUUCGGGGGAGUUUGUAGGCACGCGGAGGCAGCUGUCACUCACAGAGGCCCAGCCCACCAUGCCCAGACAAAACAACGCCGGCCCCCAGCGCAGGAUAGACCAGCCCCCUCCGCAGACCACCGUCACCAGGGGCCGCACGCCGCCGAACCUGCUCAACAGCGGGCCCUACCCGCGCCCCGCCAGCGGCAGCAUGAUGUCAUCAUCGCCCGACUGGCCCGGCAGUGGUGCGCGGCUACGGCAACAGUCAUCGUCAUCAAAAGGAGACAGCCCCGAGACCAAGCAGAGAGCCCAGCACAAACAGGCCCCCUCCCCAAUGAACCCCAAUGCGCUGGACCGUACGGCUGCCUGGCUGUUGAAUAUGAAUGUGCAGUAUGUAGACCAUGAGGGGAUGGACCCCGAGUUCAGAAACAGAGAGGAUCUCACUCUGGCCGAGAAGUACCAGCAGGAGAUCGUGGUCCUCCAGGAGAAGCUGCGUGUGUCGGUCCAGAAGCUGGAGGAGUACGAGGCUCGUCUGAAGGGCCAGGAUGACGGAGGUCCGAAGGUUCUGAUUGAGUACCAGGCACGGCUGGAGGAGUCUGAGGAACGCCUGAGGCGACAGCAGGACGACAAGGACCUCCAGAUGAAGGGUAUUAUCAGCAGGCUAAUGUCUGUGGAAGAGGAGCUGAAGAAAGACCAUAGUGAUAUGCAGGCUGUGGUCGACUCCAAACAGAAGGUCAUUGAUGCACAGGAGAAGCGUAUCGCGUCUCUUGACGCAGCCAACGCCCGUCUGAUGAGUGCCCUGACCCAGCUGAAGGAGCGCUACAGCAUGCAGACCCGUAACGGCAUCUCCCCCACCAAUCCCACCAAGCUCCAGAUCACAGAGAACGGAGAGUUCAGGAACAGCAGCAACUGCUAGAGAGAGUCUGAUAGAGAGUGUGUGUGUGUGUUGGCUGGUGCUUGUAAAGGACACUUCCUUAUAUGGACACUAAACGGGGGUUAGUCUGAGUGAGGAGACCACUGUGAGGGGCCAAGCAGCGAGGAGGCAGGACUUCAGUUUGACAGACAGCUGACCAAGUCAGUGACAGCGAAUCAAUGGACAGAGCUGAACACCAGUGGGCCCUGCAGAGGAGGAGGCUGGACAAGCUGUAGAUAUGAACUGAACUCUCCAUUAAUCAACCGAUUUGGAUGUUUCCAUUGGAUGUAUGCAGUUGCUGGGACAAUUUCAGACUCUCUUCCCUAAAGCUUUGGACAAAUCACUAUAAUCAACACAAUGUCUGUCAGAUAGUCACCCAAUCCUCUCUCUUCCCCUCUCCUCUGUUUUCCUCUCCUUUCCUGGCCUCCUCUAUUCUCCUCUCUUCUCUGUUACAACCAGGUCAUGUGGACCAUGUACAAAACAAAACAAUAAUAACUGAAAAAUAAUUUAUAGUAGUGUUAAAUCUCAAAGUAUUUUUGUCCAAUGGUUUAUUUAGAUCUUAUCUCAUUCUUUAAAACAAAAAACAAAUAGGAGCUUUUAAAUAUUUUUUGUCCAGACUGAUAUUUCUUUUUAAGUCCUUUUGUGUUCCAAAGUGCCCCCCAACCCCGAACAAUUAAUGAUACUUUUUGAGGGAAUUUUAGUUUGUGGUCAAAAAGACUGUAAAAUCACUAUGAAUUCAGCAAAAGAUGUGUUUAAUUUAGGAAAUCUGUUCCUAAGUAUUCCCAAGAAUUAAAAAAAAAGGAGACAUACAGUGCCUUCGGAAAGUAUUCAGACCCCUUGACUUUUUCCACGUUACGUUACAGACUUUAAAAAAAAUGUUGAGCACACAAUAUCCCAUAAUGACAAUGGGAAAACAGUUUUUUAGAAAUGUUUGCAAAUGUAUUAAAAAAUAAAAACAGAAAUACCUUAUUUACACAAGCAUUCAGACCCUUUGCUAUGAGACUCGAAAUUGAGCUCAGGUGCAUCCGGUUUCCAUUGAUUAUCUUUGAAAUGUUUCUACAACAUGAUUGGAGUCCACCUGUGGUAAAUUCAAUUGAUUGGACAUGAUUUAGAAAGGCACACACCUGACUAUAUCAAGUCCCACAGUGCAUGUCAGAACAAAAAACAAGCAAUGAUGUCAAAGCAAUUGUUCGUAGACCCCCGACACAGGAUUGUGUCCUGGCACAGAUCUGGGGAAAGGUAACAAAAAAAUUCUGCAGCAUUGAAGAUCCCCAGGAACACAGUGGUCUCCACCAUUCUUAAAUGGAAGAAAUGUGGAAACACCAAGACUCUUCCUAGAGCUGGCUGCCCGGCCAAACUGAGCCAUCGGGGGAGAAGGGCCUUGGUCAGGGAGGUGGACCAAGAACCCGGUGGUCACUCUGGCAGAGCUCCAGAAUUCUGUGGAGAUGGAAUAACCCACCAGAAGGACAACCAUCUCUGCAGCACUCCACCAAUCGGGCCUUUAUGGUAGAGUGGCCAGAUGGAAGACACUCCUCAGUAAAAGGCACAUGACAGCCUGCUUGGAGUUUGCCAAAAGGCACCUAAAGACCCCCCCCCCCCCCCCCCAACCAUGAGAAACAAGAUUCUCUGGUCUGAUGAAACCAGGAUUGAACUCUUUGGCCUUAAUGCCAAGCGCCACGUCUGGAGGAAACCUGGCACCAUCCGGAUGGAGCAAAGUAGAGAGAGAUCCUUGAUCCUCUCCAGAGCACUCAGGACAGACUGGGGCGAAGGUUCACCCUCCAACGGGGCAAUGACCCUAAGCACACAGCCAAGACAACGCAGGAGUGGCUUUGGGACAAGUCUCUGAAUGUCCUUGAGUGGCCCAGCCAGAGCCCAGACUUGAACCCAAUCAAACAUCUCUGGAGAGACCUGAAAAUCGCUGUGCAGCGACGCUCCCCAUCCAACCUGACAAAGCUUGAGAGGAUCUGCAGAGAAGAAUGCGAGAAACUCCCCAAAUACAGGUGUGCCAAGCUCGUAGCGUCAUACCCAAGGACACUCGAUGCUGCAAUUGCUGCCAAAGGUGCUUCAACAAAGUAAAGGGUAUGAAUACUUAUGUAUAACGUGAUAUUUAAUGGUUUUAUUUUUUUAUUAGCAAACAUUUCUAAACACCUGUUUUUGCUUUGUCAUUAUGGGGUAUUGUGUGUAGAUUGAUGAGGGGGGGGGACGAUUUAAUCAAUUUUAGAAUAAGGUUGUAACGUUACAAAAUGUGGGAAAAGUGGGGUAAAAAAAGUACUUAGCGAAGGCACUGUAUGUGACCUGUGACCGUGUCUCAAUGUAAUCAAGGUAUUGAAAUGUAUUAUUAUUUUCAAAUACAAUCUUCUUUUGGGCUUAGUUGUGGUCAAUUUGCAGUGUACAAAUUAUCAUAGCAAUGUUCCGGUCCCCAACCAUCCGCUCUGAAAAAAAUAGUCCCGCAGCAGAAUCGAGUUGCCUACUCCUGCCCCACCCCCGGGCUGUUCAGUGUCAGUCCUGGAGGGCCAAAACACUUCCGCUUUUUCCUCCUCUCCCUAUAUAAUGCACUUUGUGAAAGCUAUUGGUACAUGAAACGCCUUAAGUAAGGAACACAUCUCUACUUUGUCCUUCAGACCCCCUAUUCCUACAACAACAAAAGGCACAUCUUAUGAUACAGUAGAUUUGUAAAGGAAUAUAAAUAUAUUGUACAAAUACAUCACGCAAAAUGUGUUAUGAACACUAAAUCAUGACCUGUAUGUGAAAAUAUACUAAUGAAAUGUAAGAUAGAUGUAUGCAUAUUUCAUUUUUUCCUCUAUAAAAUAUACAUGAGAGAUAUAGAUAUAUUUGAUCAGGUCAAGAACGAAAGAAGCCCGUUCCAAGGAGUGGGUGGUUGCAGCUAUAGUGUGUCUCAUAGGGCUUCGGGGCAGGGAGAGACUACACACUAUGCUGUGAGUUGCACCAUAAGCAGAUGAAAUACAAAUCCUGUUUCCCUUCUUCUUCUUCAUGACCUGUACUUUAUCCAGGUUUUUGGAAACAGACCUGGUCGGGAUUGAGGUUUGCUUUAGUGCUUCACCAAUAAUGUUGAAUCGACGUUGAAACGACGACGUAUGUUGGUUGUGUGUCGCUUUGCGUUCAGGACCCUUGCCAUGGCUGGUCUGAUAGCCCUGUAGCACAAGGGGAGAGAGAGAGAGUUGCGUUGUUGAACACGAUGUUAUACUAUACACUGGACUGGUGUGUGUUAUAAUGUGACCUCACAGGUUAGAAUCGUACGCUUUUUCUUAAAACUCUCCUGUUUGCUAAUUCAUGUCAAAGAAGCAUGCCGCAUAAAGACUGUGACCCCCCCCCCCACACACUUCGCUUCGAGGCAUCUAUCUCUCCUCUCCUCUUUUUUCCCUCUCCCCUUCUCCCUCAUUCCCUCUCUCUAUUGAAUGUGAAGAUGCUACUCAAACACACGGUUGGUCUUAAUGUGGGGGUCUAGACCCUAAUGUGGGGUCUAGACCUAUUGUCCCUGAAUGAUCCUAUAGCUACUGUUCCCGCUUGCUCCCACCACCCCACAGACAUUUUCAGCACAUCUAUAUUUUGUAUAUUUUUGUAAUUCAUUUUUCUUACCUUUACAGAUGAGUUAGGGUUGAAAAAUCUGCAUGCUUCAUUUUGGCGCUGUAACGAAUGGUAGCGACCCACUGCGUCACCAUUUCAAAUAAAUAAAUAAAUAAUAUGUUUCCAAUGUAGGAAGAUGAUGGAAUGUUGUUUUUAUGAGUUGCUGCAGACAUGAAUGAUAUGUGAUUUAUAUAUCAUAUAAAUAUAUGAUAAUGAGUGUAUCAAGAGGCUGGACAGCCUUGGAGACGAGAGUGUAGAUAAAUUGUUCACAAUAUUUUUUAACUAAUGUUAAAAAGAGAGCCUUUUUUUGUAAAUGUACCUUGUGUUCAAUAAUAUUGCUGUAUCGAUUGAUAUUACUGUAUCAUGGACAUUGUAAAUAGCUCAACCAGCCAUCUGUCCUGUUCAGUUAGAUCUCCAGGUUUUAGUGCAAUCCUCUAAUCACCCCCCCCACCCCCCCACCCCGCAUUCAGUAUGCUCUUUUUUUAUCAAGGGAAAAACACUUCAAGAGUAUAUUGCAAAUAAAUGUAAAUGACUAUGUUGACUCUGGGAAGGCAGGGUAGCCUAGUGGUUAGAGCGUUGGACUAGUAACCGAAAGGUUGCAGGUUCGAAUCCCCGAGCUGACAAGGUACAAAUCUGUCGUUCUGCCCCUGAACAGGCAGUUAACCCACUGUUCCUAGGCCGUCAUUGAAAAUAAGAAUUUGUUCUUAACUGACUUGCCUAGUAAAAAUAAAGGUAAAAUAAAUAAAAAUGUCUGGCGUGUAGAGGUCAGAGAGAGUCCAAAUGUCCAGCGACCUAUGACCCAAUCAGGUGCGGUGAGAGAGAAAUACAAGCACAAAACCCCAUUUGUCAUCAGCCCAGCUCAUCAGCCCAGUUUUAAGCAUUGAUAGAGCUGGAUCCAAACCGUAUCGGAUUUAACUUCAAAGGCAAUGUCCCCAGCGUUCGCAGAGACUUACUUACGUUCCUUCGGGAGCUCCCUUGUGGGUUCCAGUAUAGAGCUUGCCUGGUGAUGUUGGAGGGGAACUUUCGGAGGGUGGGAGCUCCCUUGUGGGUUCCAGUAUAGAGCUUGCCUGGUGAUGUUGGAGGGGAACUUUCGGAGGGUGGGAGCUCCCUUGUGGGUUCCAGUAUAGAGCUUGCCUGGUGAUGUUGGAGGGGAACUUUCGGAGGGUGGGAGCUCCCUUGUGGGUUCCAGUAUAGAGCUUGCCUGGUGAUGUUGGAGGGGAACUUUCGGAAGGUGGGAGCUCCCUUGUGGGUUCCAGUUUAGAGCUUGCCUGGUGAUGUUGGAGGGGAACUUUCGGAGGGUGUGACCGAUCCAUCCCCAUCUUCUCCUCUUCCACCGGAACCUGGCUGAUGCGCUCCCACGGGUCAAUGCUACGGACUCUGCCCAUCCAUCUGAUGUGAAGGAUGCGUCGCAGGCACUUGUUUAUGAAGCUCUGAGUUGUUGUCAUUGUGGGUUUUGUUGUCCUCCAUUUGUCUGAGCCAUGCAGCCAUCACUGACUUAACAUUGGUGUUGAAAGGGUUUGCGUUUUCAUUUUCCUGGAGCUCCAGAUGGGACAUGAAGGCUACUCUUGUUUCUUUGGGAGAUGAAGGCUACUCUUGUUUCUUUGGGACAUGAAGGCUACUCUUGUUUCUUUGGGACAUGAAGGCUACUCUUGUUUCUUUGGGACAUGAAGGCUACUCUUGUUUCUUUGGGACAUGAAGGCUACUCUUGUUUCUUGAAUUCUGCCUUUACAUCCUGCUCGGUUUCGCCUUGUUUGGUGAUGACGCAUCACAGAUCGGUGAAGGAACUGGCAUCCUCCAGGGGUUCUUUUUCUGAGGGGGAUUGGAUAGUUAGAUUUGUCAUUGAUCGUUAUUUUGGUUUUGUUUUCUGUGGAUAUGGAGUCUUGGCUGGGAUGAUGUGGUGUCCAGGUCUGACGUUUUAUCUUACAUUUGCUGUUGAAUGUGCGACAGGAGUGCUAGAUCCUCCGUCGUCCAACUGUGUCCAUAGAGACCAUUGUAUGCCAUGUCACCUGUUCUCGGUUGUCUUCCUCAUGACCCAGUCAAUGUCUAACAGGAAAAGGAAGGGUGACAGGAGACAUCCCUGUUUUUCUCCAGUCAGGAGUCUGAAGGGUGUGCUAAGCUUGCCUGCAUGCACAACCCUGCAUGUUAUGCCAUUAUAGGUAGUGCAGAUCAUUCUGGCAAGCUUCUCUGGUCUGAGGAGCCUCCAUAGGGCGUCUCUGUCUAAGCUGUCAAAUGCUUUCUCAUAGUCCCCGAAGUUGACAUACAGGGAUGAGUUUCAGUUUGAAUGUAACGCGGAGCGUGGCACAUUCGCGGAAACUGCAUUUACCCGUAAACGCUGCCUAUGUCAGCGCAAUUGGAAAUGAUCUAGACAUUUUAACGUGGAUCUUCCGCGACACGGAUUGACUCCAGCCCCUAGUCUACGUUCCAUAAACACACCCCUGUCUUUUGGACUGCAGACGUGUGCACUCCUGGCUUGAUCAGCCAUGUCGUGGAGUUGUACUACUGAGCGCAAUACUCAUAUACAUUUGCUCACUCAAUUUACUUCAAUUGUGUAUUUUAUGUCCAGCAUUUUGAGGGGAAAAGACAUUAGUGACUGUUGUCGAGAGGACUAAAUGAAGUCAAGACUUCCGUCUUUAGGGAUGUGUUCUCUCUAGUCCUAUGUAUAGUCUCUACCUCUAAACUGAAACAGGAAAUGGAAAAUGCCAACUCUCCCAGAUCAGCUAGUUUAAUACUGGUAUAAACUGUCAUGAUCAAUUUGUGUUACCAGUGGCACAUAGCAUAAUGCCACUUCCACAGAAAUAGGCAAUGCAAUGUCCUUCAUUUGGCUGUCAAUUCUAAAUCCUCUUGUCUGUUUCUGGUCACGUCCCACCGCCGUUCCACCUUCGUUAAGUUGUUGAAGAAUGUAGGAGAAGAGAGUCAGAGAGAGAAAUGUGAUGAUGAUGUCUCUGUAGCCACACACACACACACACACACACAAUUAUAUAGUACAUACAGUGCAGUUACAGCCAGUGGAGGGAAAAAUACUAUAAACUAAAUAUAUAUCUAUAAAUAAAGUAAAAGAUGUAUGUUUUCUAAUAUCUUGUAGAAAAUGCUUUUGUAAUGAUGUUGAAAGUAAAGUAUUGGCUGGAUUCUGCUUCCUUGGACAACAGUGACAAAAACAAUAAUGUACAGAGGAAUUUGUUUGUGUUGACGAUAUAUAUAUAUAUAUAUAUAUAUAUAUAUAUAUA
Messenger RNA from Oncorhynchus kisutch (coho salmon), 10842 nucleotides. Its product is annotated as disabled homolog 2-interacting protein. NCBI's taxonomy places the organism in Eukaryota, Metazoa, Chordata, Actinopteri, Salmoniformes, Salmonidae. Gene Ontology annotation, biological process: regulation of GTPase activity. The transcript has 14 exons. Bases 839 to 4036 code for a protein of 1065 amino acids. The record is from RefSeq and is a predicted model, not a curated record.